AUGGCGUUGAGCGCCGUUGCGGAAGAAUAUUUUCGUACGAUGAACCCUUUAGCCUCUAAAAUUCACGAAGAUAUAACAGAAACUAAAAAUUCUUAUGAAAAUAUUUGGGAUACUCUCACAGAAAAGGAAAAGGCAGAAAUAAUAAACGAAUCCAUAAUAAAACCAGAAAUUGUAUUAAAAUAUGCCCUAUUAGACACAUUGGAAUUUGAUAUAAACAAUCCACCAGUGAGGAAGGAUAAUUUAAUGUCAUUUUUUGGUCAUGAACAUGGUCUGAGAAUAAUUCAAGAUGAAAAUACAUCUUACCGAGAUGAACACUCUGCUCCAUUUUUGUAUCAAACCAAGAGUCAACUAAAUCUUUGUAUAUUAACGGAACAUAGAGUGUCAAAAGAUGUAAAAUGUACAUCACCUCCACCAAUCAUGACAGAACUAGCUCUAUCACAUUCAAAAGUUGUAAAUGAGCUGAAAAAUGCCUUGAAAUCUCAUGAUGUAUUAAAAAGCGCAUUUAAGGAGAAGGAGUCUCAUGAAAGAAAAGAAGACAAGGAAGUCAUGUCUCCAACUGGUUUUAUUAGUAAAUUUAUGGGUAAUUUUAAAUGUAAAGAUGAAGAACGGGAGUGUUUGGUUCCGAUUAUACCUCAGACUCAAAUUGUUGCAUCUUCGGAGAAUUUCUUCAGAACAAAUUUCAAAAGUCCACAGAAUGAGAGCAAGUUUGAGCGAGAUUAUAGGAAUAGUAUUGUGAAAUCUAAUAGUGAUCUUUCAGAAGAAAACCGAGGACUUCUCUCAUCUAGUCAGGCGUCGUCAGGCACAGACUUCCAAUCUACUGAAACCCUAACAGAAAAUAGUACUCUACCAAAGACUGGAUUCGACUUUUUAGAUAACUGCAUGUGUGGUGUUAUAAACUAUAAAUUA
Messenger RNA from Brenthis ino (lesser marbled fritillary), 906 nucleotides. The record is from the annotation of a GenBank genome assembly. NCBI's taxonomy places the organism in Eukaryota, Metazoa, Arthropoda, Insecta, Lepidoptera, Nymphalidae.